This is a messenger RNA of Effrenium voratum, 660 nucleotides long. Lineage: Eukaryota; Dinophyceae; Suessiales; Symbiodiniaceae. The record is from the annotation of a GenBank genome assembly.
AUGGACUCGGCCGAUGGGGUCCCAGACCCUUUGGACCCGGAGGCAGCGAAGGAACUGCCGGAGGCCAACGAGAUCAUCGAGGGCCUCUGGGUGGGCAGUGCCGAUGCCGGCACCGAGGCGACGGUGGGGCCCAAUAGUCGCCAGAUCGCCUACGUCCUCAACGUGGGGGGCUGUGUGACUCCCGUGAUCUUCGCAGCCUUGGCCAGGGCGAUCGCAGAGGAGGGCUAUCCCGAGGAUGCAGAUGAGGACGACCAGGAGCUGUCCAGCGGCGGACGCAGCCGUGGACACACCUACACCCACAACGGGGUGGAGACUCUGGCGCUUCCCAUGGAUGACUACGGGCGAACCCCGUUGACCGAGGAUCUGCUGAGCCGCUUGCUGGGCUUCAUCGAACAUGGCCUGCAAGCCCGGAAGAACGUGCUGGUGCACUGCCGUCUGGGGGUGAACCGCUCCGUCACGGUGGCCUGCGCAUUCCUGGUGAGGCGCCGGGGCUUCUCGGUGGAGGAGGCGUUGCAGCUGCUGGGGGCCAAGCGCCCAGGGGCCAGGCCCAACGAGGCCUACUGCGCCCAGCUCUACGCCAUGGAAAGGGGCGAAGUCGCGGAGCCCAGCGCGGAGUCGGAGGAGGACUGGGACGUGGCGGCGAUGCAGUCCCCAGCAUGA